Messenger RNA from Adineta ricciae, 981 nucleotides. Lineage: Eukaryota; Metazoa; Rotifera; Eurotatoria; Adinetida; Adinetidae. The record is from the annotation of a GenBank genome assembly.
AUGUUAUCAUCUUCGUAUAUGUUCUGUAUCGCUCUGUACUCGGUUCUAUUUUAUCCAAUAGCAUUCGCCUUAAUUUACAAUGAUCAGUGUACAACAUCAUGUGACUUGCCUGGCUUGGCCUGUAUAAAUAACCGGUGUAUAUGCGACUCGAAACAGAAAUUGUUCUGGACUGGUGCGCGGUGUGAUUCAUGCCCAACCCAUUGGACAAUGACUGAAACAGCGUGUAUCGUUCUAUAUGACACUUUGACGACUUGGAAUGCGGCACAAGCAACGUGCAAAAGCGACAAAGCGAAUUUAGUUAGCUUUCGCCAUAAAGAUAUAUUACCAAUCAUAUUUGCGUUAACUCGUCGGGGCUUACUAGCUUCAAAGGAUGAUCUUCGUGUGUGGACAAGUGCUCAUACUGACGAUGUUGAUAAGGGACAAUAUCAAUGGUUAGAUACCACUCAAAGCAAUUUCGAUUCGAAGAGCUCCUGGUGGUGUAAACAAGCUAACACCACAUCAGGUUAUUCGUAUCUUUACAAUGAACCGACAAAGUUCAAUACUUUCAACGAGCCGGAAGCAUGUGUAGCUGUUUGGCGUGGUAUCACUCAAUCUGGGAAUAUAACAUGUUUAGAUGAUCGGAUUUGUUCACUAUCAUUUCCAUUUCUCUGCGAAAAAUCUGAGUCAACAGCACAAGAACACCUUGGUCCUCCACCUGUCAUCAACAACAGUGGUUCCACUACUGAUAGCAAUGGUAAUAGUAAUGGGACAUACAUAGCUGAUUCGAAUACGACCAAGGCAAUAAUGCUAAGUAACUUUGAUGUUUUGAAUUCUGCAGCUGAAGGAGAGACUGUUCCAGUUCCAAAACAAUCAAUUCGAUCCGAGAAUACGAGAAGUGAAACGGUUGUUAGUGAAGUUCCCAUGGUGAAAGCUGUGGACAUCCUACCACAGAAAAACAAACGUGCAGGCUAUUCAAAACAACAAUUCGAUGAAUUUGAUUAG